Messenger RNA from Histoplasma mississippiense, 1023 nucleotides. RefSeq lists its product with no specific name. The transcript is spliced from 2 exons. Gene Ontology annotation, molecular function: hydrolase activity. Bases 1 to 1023 code for a protein of 340 amino acids. Lineage: Eukaryota; Fungi; Ascomycota; Eurotiomycetes; Onygenales; Ajellomycetaceae. The record is from RefSeq and is a predicted model, not a curated record.
AUGACUUCAUUGUAUUCAACCACUCAAGCAAACGCUCUCACCAUCCGUGAGAAAGCACUCUAUUAUGCUCUUAUUCCAGUAUUUGGGUCGGCAAUCAAGAGUUACUGCACCAGGCACAGAAUCCCGCUUAAAACAAUACUCGUGAACCAUACUACCCCCGCUAAGAGCAAAGUAGACUUAAGUGUAUAUGCGCCACCGCCAACCUUGCACUUUGCCACGCCCCCCUCAGCCACCGCAGAUGGGCCAGUGUUGCUGUAUUUCCAUGGCGGUGGCUAUGUCAACCCUCUCAGGGCCAUUGCUCAUAUACCGUUUGUCCUUCGGUGUGUCUUCCUCGAGUAUGCUCUAGCCCCGGAGCAUCGAUACCCAGUUCAACUUGUUCAAGCAGUGUCUGCGCUUCGGUACCUUCUAAUGGACUUGCCAUUGCGAGCUGAAGACAUCAUACUUGCUGGAGACAGCGCGGGCGGCCACCUAGUGGGCUCGUUGUUGGCGCACAUGGCCAAAACAUCGCCGUACGCUGCACCACUAGAUAUCAACGGUGGCAGGUUUAGAGCAGUGCUGUUUGUGAGCCCUUGGACUACGAUGAAGGUGGAUCAAGGGAGCUAUGAGACGAAUGCUGAGAAAGACUAUAUCAAUCGGACCGGAGUGUCCUGGCUUAAGGGAUUGUGGAUUCCUACCGAGGAAGAUGUAUGGGCAGAUCUAUGCGAAGGGGAAGGCGCUGAAGAUGUCUGGAGUCAAGUGUUUCCGUCACCGAAGGGAUCGCCAGGUCUGGUCAAGAAUGCGAUGGUGACAGCAGGCACGGCAGAAGUUCUUCUGGACAGUUGCAGGAGGUUCGCUAGGGAUUGCGUAAGGGCACAGACUGUUGCCGGCCGGCGUGAAACUGAUUGGAGUGUUCUUGACGGGAAGGACUUCAUUUUUGUAGAGUGCGAGGGGGAAAUCCAUGUCCAGCCCGCCCUAGAUGCCGCGUUAAGGUAUCAUGAUGGAGUCACGAUGCGAGCAAUCCUAAGAUGGCUGGAAAACGUAUAG